AUAUAUGUACAUAUUAUUUCUCCCCAUUUAUUUUCUCAUCUUUCUCUCUCUCACAUUCCCUUCUUGACCUCCUCUCUGAACAAGUCUCAAGAGCCUUAGCUACACUCUUCCUCUAUUGCCAUGAAUGAGUAUAGGCAAGACAAACCAUGUUGUUAUUUUCAUCCAAAAGAGGUGAUUAUAGGGGUGUGUCCCUUGUGCUUGAAUGAGAAGCUUCUUAUCUUGGCUGCAAAACAAGGUCACCGCUCCCAACCUCUUCAUCAGAGUCACAGCAGUAAUAGUAGUAGUGUCAAACACAGGAAGCUCCCCAAGAUUUUUGAUUUUGGUUCCCUUCUCAAUCGCAAGCAAUUUGAUAACUCUCAUAGUGUUGCUUCCACUAGUCCAGAAGAUUCAUUUAUAUCAAUCAAGUUUGGAGAGAAUGGGGCAGCUUCAUGGGAGAAGAGCACAGUGUCCAGGGUCUCUCUAGACCACUGUAACAUCUCCUCAUGGAACCACAGCUUGAGCAAGGAGAACACCACCAAGAAGAGUGUGAGUGUAGUAGUAGAGCAUGCAAAACCACCACAAGGGGGAGAGCUGAGGUGGCGAAAGCGGAUUGGGCACCUGUUCCAGCUCAGCAGAUGGAAGAGGUCCAGCAAAGCGAGUGUGUGCCACGUGGGCAGCAAGCUGGAGGGUGUGAAGGUGACAAGUGGAUGGAUAAGGACCCUCACAACAACAAAGAGGACCAAGGAAUAAAGAGAAGGUUAUAUAGAAACAGACACUUCAGCUUUUCUCAUUUUUACCAUCUCUCUCUCUGUCUCUCUCUCUCUCUCCAUUUUGAGUGUUUGUUUGGCUUCAAUGUGAAAAAUGUAAAGUCAUGAUACAUUAUUGAUAUAUGGUAAAGUGAAAUCACUUUUAAAAUGUGCUUUUGACAAAUAGCCAGGCUAUGUUAGUAGGUAAUUGAUUCAUUAAAAUAACAAUAGCACAAAGCUAGUUUAGGUGUUCACACUAGGAAACACAUAAAGCCCAUAAGUGCCCAUGGUUGUCUUCUUUCUUUUUUUCCUUCUUUUUUCACUAGUUAGAGCAUUUCAAUGGUUGUUGUUAUUUUG
This is a messenger RNA of Camellia sinensis, 1082 nucleotides long. Lineage: Eukaryota; Viridiplantae; Streptophyta; Magnoliopsida; Ericales; Theaceae. The record is from RefSeq and is a predicted model, not a curated record.